This is a messenger RNA of Topomyia yanbarensis, 564 nucleotides long. RefSeq lists its product as uncharacterized. The transcript has 2 exons. Bases 1 to 564 code for a protein of 187 amino acids. The record is from RefSeq and is a predicted model, not a curated record. NCBI's taxonomy places the organism in Eukaryota, Metazoa, Arthropoda, Insecta, Diptera, Culicidae.
AUGAUAGUAGAUUCAGGGUCACCAGCUAAUAUUAUCCGGGAAUGCACAUUCCAAAAACUAAAGGAAGGAGGUGCAAAUAUCAUGAACGAAAGGAAUGCGGACGACCUACAUCUACAGUCCUUUGCUUCUGACUCCAAAAUAUUGUUCACGAGGGCUUUUGAGGCGGAAAUUAUGGUUCCCGAUGCAGAGGCUGGAGUAUGGACGCAUCUCCUAGUUGCUCCUAAGGGCCAGACCGAUUUGUUGAGCAAGGCAACCGCUUUUGCUCUAGGCGUUCUAAAAAUUGGAUACAGUAUGAACCAAAUCAGUAGUGAAUCGGAUUAUACAACGAUGGACUCGGAAUUUCCAAAGCUACCUGGCCCUGCUUUGAAAAUUCAAGUGGACGGUCACAUCAAACCCGUUGUCCAAGCUGCAAGACGCCUUCCUAUCUCGAUGGAAGCCGACGUUGAAAAGGUCAUACAAGAUCUUAUCGAUAAAAAGAUCAUCGAACGGGCAGAAGCACCAUUCACAUGGAUAUCACCGCUAGUACCGGUUAGGAAAAGUGAUGGGAAAAUAACUCUGCGUUGA